This is a messenger RNA of Tupaia belangeri chinensis (Chinese tree shrew), 3984 nucleotides long. RefSeq names its product coiled-coil domain containing 177 (gene CCDC177). The record is from RefSeq and is a predicted model, not a curated record. The coding region runs from base 4 to 1401 and encodes 465 amino acids. NCBI's taxonomy places the organism in Eukaryota, Metazoa, Chordata, Mammalia, Scandentia, Tupaiidae. The transcript is spliced from 3 exons.
GCCAUGGUGGACCCGGUGCCUGAAGAGGAGAAGGCUGGAGCUGAGCCUGGAGGCUCAGGAGCAGAUGGGGCUGCGGCAUCCGUACCCCCUGAUGCCCAAGGCGCCCAGCAGCCCGCGGCCUCAGCCUCAGCCUCCGCAGCGGUGCCCCGCAAGGCGGAAGUCCAGUGCUCUGCAGAAGGCGGGCGGCGGGAGCAGUCCCCGUUGCUGCACCUCGACCUGUUCAACUUCGACUGCCCGGAGGCCGAGGGCAGUCGCUACGUGCUGACCAGCCCCCGCUCGCUGGAGGCCUGCGCCCGCUGCGCGGUCAAGCCGGUGGAGCUGCUGCCCCGGGCCCUGGCCGACCUGGUGCGCGAGGCCCCGGGCCGUUCCAUGCGGGUGGCCACGGGUCUGUAUGAGGCGUACGAGGCCGAACGGCGAGCCAAGUUGCAGCAGUGCCGGGCGGAGCGCGAGCGCCCCCGGCGCUGGCUGCCGCGGGCCUCGGCCAGGUACAGCUGUCCAGCAGGGUCCGCGUCCUCGGUCACCAACCCUCUGGGGCGUCCUAACGCCCUGGCUCUGGUUCCGCUCACCGGCCGCAGCUUCAGCCUCGGCGACCUGAGUCACUCUCCACAGACAGCUCAACACGUGGAGCGCAUUGUGCGCCAAGUGCGUGCAGAGCGGGGUCUGCGUGGGGUGCCGGAGCGCGACCGGAAGAUUGCGGCGCUCAUGCUGGCGCGCCAUCAGGAGGAGCGCCUGUUGCUGGAGCAGCGGGCGGCGGCCGAGGGCCAGCUGCUGCGGGAGAAGCGGGAGCUGAGCCGAGCCGAGAGGGCGCGCCACGAGGCAUUGCUGCAGGGCCGGGCCCGGCAGCAGCUUGAGGAGCGAGAGGGCCUGCGGAGCUCCCUGGAGGCCAGCUUGGGCCGCGCGCAGGAGAACUACGAGCAGUUAGUGGAGCAGCGCGCCCGGGAGUUGCGGGAGCGGGCCCGGCGGGAGGAGCUGCAGAGUCGGCGGGCCAAGGAGGCGGCGGAGCGCAAAGAGCGGGAGCAUCAGGCUCACCUGGAGGCGCUGGCCCGCGCUGGGGAGCGACGGCUACAACACGCGACGCAAGUGGCGGAGGAGGCUGUGCAGCAGAAGGCGCGGCGCGUGGGCCAGAGUCGGCUGGAGAAGGAGCGGGCCCAGCGCGCCAACAAAGAGAAGGUGGAGCGGGACGAAGACUGCCGGCGGCGGGAGCUGCUCCAGGCGAUCGGGCGCAAGCUGGAGCGCAGCGAGCAGCUAUCGCGGGAGCGGCGCAGCGCGCUGGAGAGCGCGCGCUCCACAGCGCGGGCCUCCUUCCAUGUGCGCGAGAAGGUGCGCGAGGAAACCAACACUCGUUCCUUCGACCGCAUGGUGCGGGAAGCCCAGUUACACGCCAGCCUGGACCGCAAAUGACUGUCCUCUUCACUAGCCAGACUGGCAUGCACAGUCUGGUGGGGCUUCCCUCGGCCACUUUGACGAAACCCUGGAGUCCCCAGUCGAAGCCCAGCACUGUGGCCUCUCCAGGCUUCUGACCAAUGGGGCAAUGAGAGGACCCACAUAUGGGACCUGUCAGUCUGCCCCUUUGUUUUUAAACUUACUUUAUCUGGAGAUGACAAAGCACAAUCUUUGUCCACAUCUGCCCCUGGUGGCUUCCACACAGGCCCUUGCCAAACUUUUCUGUCUUUUGGGUUGGAAUAGAGAGGACCUAGAGGGGAAGGGGCCAGUUGGGACUGGGGCGAGGGCACGUAAGAGAGAGUGCAGAGGCAAUUGUCCCCAGACAGUUUCUGGUCUCAGACACUGAGCCGUCUUUCAGCUGCUACAGAGAGGAAGCAGCUCCCGGGAUCACCUCCGACUAUCUAAAUACAGAAAGUUGCACAAAGCUUGGAGGCUUCCCAGAAAAGCACAGCUCUUCAAUGGUGGCCAGCCAGGCCCAAAUGACCCCCUAAAGGGUAGAUUCUUACAUGCUGUAUUUUUAAUUGGCCACCUGAGCAAAUUCACAUCUUAGUUCUGAGUUUUUCCGUUGAGACUCCCAGGUUUUCUAGUUAGACAAUCAUCUGCAGAUAAUAAUCAAUUGUGUCUUUUCUCUCUACUUAUUCUCCCAAGUGGCACAAGAAAUGGAGUGGUUUGAUGAUGCUGUUUAGCUUUAAAGGAAGCCCCUGCCCCUGGAGGAGGCAGGUUCCUCAGGCAGCAGUGUUCCACCCCAUUAAGCUUUCUUGCAGGGUGUUUCAGAAGAGGCAGGGCGUGAUGCCCACCUCCCAGUGAGGGGCCCGCUCCUUGCAGACAGGAGCCAUGCCUUAAGAAGCAGAGCUUCCUUAUGUGCCUGCUCAGGCUAUUCCUGCUUAAUCUCCAGCCCUGGUUGCAGUCUCAAGGAUGAGCCCUAGAGAGCGUGGAGUGGAAGAGCCCCUCUGUGAAGGGGAUACACUCAGCUGCUCUGAGGACGGAAUGUCCUCGGCUGCUUUACUGUGUUGGCCAAAAUGCUGGAAUUGCCUCUUUGCUGAGAGUUGUGCUCGUUAUUGUUGACAGUGUUUCUCCUCUCCAAGAAAAAGUCUCCCCCUCAUCUAUGAUGGAAAGUACUUAACCUGUCUCCUGGUGCCUCACCUUUCCCAUCCUCCAGAUGGGGCUAUCAGUAUUCCUCUUCUGGUACCUCAAGGUUUCCGGGAUCCAAAGCACCCCUUCAGUGUUAUUCGUUGGUCUUCCCUGUGCCUUUCUUGACCUGGAGUUGGGAGGCGGGAGGAAAUCUGUUAGCCUAGUUUGUUCCUGGGAAGAUGGAUUCCUGGCACUGGACAGAUGGUCAUUUAGCUUCUGGGGGGAAAAUACUUGCAAUGCCAGGCCCCUCCCGCAUCCAGAAGGUCAUCAGGCAGUUUUACCCCAUAGAGCACUUGCCUUCCAUGAAGCUGAAAUUCAUCCCCAGCCGUAUCCAUCCAUCGACUCGGCCUUCAUUAGUGAUGGUGGAAGUAAACCAUCACUUUUUAUGUUAAAUCAGGAUCAGGAAAUGAAAAGUAACCAAAAAUAAAUAAAUAAAUAAAUAAGGAAUCAGGGUAGAGAACUAUUACAUUAGACGUAUUUCAUGUAUAUUCUGCUGGGCAGAAUUAUCCUUAAAUGGCUGGUUAUCACACAUACACACACACACACACACACACACACACACACACAUUUAUCAACUCCUCAGUCCCACCCCAUCACAUGCCAACAAGUGUAGGAGGAAUAUUGUGUAGAAGAAAGCAUGUAGGUCUUACAUGUAAGGUGUCGUGAAACCAGGAAAGGAACUACAUACCCAGGUUUAUUUCUUCUGUGGGCGAUUAUUUUUUCCCCUUAAAUUUUAAUUUUUAUUGAAAACGAGGUUGUCAGAGGACUGUGAUUAUUGGGAUUGUCUGUGAGUCAGGAGCAUUCAUCUAAAAGGUGAACGUGAUUCUAGUUCUUCUAUUGUGGUUCCUGAGUUGCUAGAGGGUUUUUGAAACCUUCAUAGAAGUUUCACCCUAAAAUUAUUUACUUCCGAAGUGUGUGCAUUCAUUUCAGAAGACAAUCUGGUUUUUGGGAUAAGCCCUGACAGGUACAGAGGUGAUCUUUCUUACCUAGCACUAUACCCAGUCUGUUUUCUGACUUACUGAGUAACUUUGGGUAGAUACCUCUCUGUGCCUGAGGAACCUGACUCCUGCCCUCCCUUGCCCACCAACACUGUGAAGAUGUUGAAUCAGAAUCUGAGUGACAUUCCCGUUCCUAGUUUUGUCACUCUGGAACUGUAAAAACAGUCACUAUAAAUAGGAAGGUCAUAUGACUCUACUACAGUUAGCGUAAUGUACCGUUAUGACUAGAGCAGAAAGGAUUGGUCUUGAAAAGCACAAUGUGGAUCAAGUGUCGCCUGUGAUGCCCAGGUCUAAAUGUCACUAAAUUAGAGAUGCUAAAUUGCACUUAGAAAGAAGCACUGUGUAAAGGCUAAACGUUUAGAGUCCUAAAAAAAAAAAAAAAAAAAAUUAAUGCUAUAUAGUAGAAUUAAAG